AGUUUAAUAUUAUAAAAUAAUAUUGGGAUUUUGAAGAUGUUAAAUAAAAAAUAUAAAUAUUAGUAUAAUAUCAUAAAAUAAUAUUAUUUAAAAAAUAUUUGCGUGAUCGAUCCACCCCUCCCUCUUCUCAAAAAAACAAAAAGGAAACCGAUCUCAUUCUCUGCUAUUACAACUGCGUGCAAAGUGCUUCUGAAGGUCAAAGUACAAAAAUGGCAGAAUCUUCUGAUGAUCAAAAUCCUUGUAAUUGUCCGAUCUGUCUUCAUCUUCUGAAGUGCCCAGUAACUACAACUUGUGGUCACAGUUUCUGUAUGAACUGUCUUAAUAAAUUCUGGGAUCAAGACGAUCAGAAGGGCAUUUACAGCUGUCCUCAGUGCAGGCAGACGUUCAGCCCAAGACCAGCUCUCAGCAGAAACACUGUGCUGGCUGAAGUUGUAGAGAAAUUGAAGAGAGAAGCACUAGAAGCAGGAACAGUCUCUCCUAUCCUGAGUUUUGCUGUGUCUGGAGACGUAGACUGUGACAUCUGUACAGAGACCAAGCUAAAAGCCAUCAAGUCUUGUCUGGCAUGUUUGGCUUCUUAUUGUGAAUCUCACAUUCAAACUCAUUAUACAUCUCCUGCUUUAAGGAGACACAAACUGGUCAAUGCCUCACCACAUCUACUGGACCAGAUCUGCUCCCAACAUGAUAAACUACUGGAGCUGUACUGUUGCCAAGAUCAGCAGCUGAUAUGUAUACAGUGCGCUUUGAUCAACCACCAGAACCAUAGCAUGACUUCACCUGCAGCAGAAAGACAAAAAAUACAGGAACAAUUGAAGUCAAAUCAGGAUGAUCUACAAGAGGACAUGCUUCAGCGAGAGAUCAAGGUGAAGGACCUAAGACAAGCCAUGGAGUCUUAUAAACUCUCUGCAGAGGCAGCAGUGGAGCACAAUGAGAAGAUGUUUACUGAGCUGAUCAGCUCCAUGGAGAAACAUCAAGCUGAUAUAACAAAGAUGAUCAGAGCUCAGGAGAAAACAGAAAUAAGCAGAGUUGAGAAACUCAUACUUACACUGGAGCAGGAGAUCAAUGACCUAAGAGAAAGACACGAUGAACUGGGGCAGCUUUCACUGAUAGAGGAUAACAUCAAUUUCAUUCAGAAAUUCUCAUCUCUUUCCCGCUACCAAUGUUCAAACUUGUGCACCAUCUCCAUCAGCCAACAGCUGACAUUUGAGGAAAUAGAAAAAGUUGUCUGUGAGCUGAAAAGCCAACUGGAUGAUCUAUGUGUACAAGACAUACUGUGGAUAUCAGAGAAAGUUCCCGUUGUCCAUAUAAUGGCGAACAAUGAAAAAGUCCCAAAGUAUUUGCCAUCCCAUCCCAAGACCAGAGAAGAAUUCCUUAUAUAUUCUUGUGAUCUGAAUCUGAAUCACUCAUCAGCCUGCAGUCAACUCUCUGUAAACAACAAGUCUGUGUCAAGAAAUAAUUCUGAACUAUACAGUAACUAUAGGUCCUCACCAUUUUCUUUUAGCCAAACAUAUGUAAGUACAUACCAGGUGUUGUGUAAUGAGAGUCUAUCUGGACGCUGUUAUUUUGAGGUUGAGUGGGGAGGAACAGGUUGCUAUAUUGCAUUCUCAUAUGACCAGAUUAGUCAAGGAGGUGGAACUUUUAUCUUUGGCUCUAACAAUAGAUCCUGGAAAUGUGACUUUCCAAAAGCUAAUCUCAAUGUAUGGCAUGAAAACCAACAGACUAGCAUUUGUUUGGUCUCUAAAAUUGGAGUGUUUCUUGAUCAAGAAGCAGGAACGAUUUCCUUUUACAAUGUCUCUGACAAAAUGACCCUCCUGCACAGAAUCCAGACCACAUUUACUCAGCCCCUCUACCCUGGGUUUUCAUUUCAGAAUUUGGGAGAUUACUCCUCAGUGGCAAUUUGUGAUCUGUUAUCUCAAAAGCAAAAUAAAGAAAUCUAAUUAAAAGCGAUAGGGUUUUUCGCCCAUAUACUUUAGUCACUGGGCUAUCUAAAUGAAAAACUUCUUUACUUUGUGGAAUAACAGCCACUUUCUUUUCUGUUAUUUGUAGUGAUUGCAUGUCAAAAGGUGGGUUGUUCUAUCAGGUGUUAUGUUUUGUUGUUGUUGUUGUUUUUUUUUGAUUGACCAAUUCCCAUUACAAAUAGUGGAUUCAGGUUGAACUUCUAUGGUUAAUUGAAUGCUUUAUUCACAAUUAAUCACUUUUUUGUACAAACUGAGGAAUUGUCUGUAUACCAACAGCAGAACAGAUCCAUGAAAUGUUUAGUUCCUGUGGCUCAGUGGUAGAGCAUUGCGUUAGCAGCGCAAAAGGUCAUGGAUUCAAUUCCCAGGGAAAAUACAUAACACAUAUAGGCUGAAUGCACUGUAAGUCGCUUUCGAUAAAAGCGUCUGAUAAAUGUAAAUGAAAUAAAUGUAAAAAGUCUUGCUUGCGAUUGAAUGCGUUUGUUUUUGUUUUUUUUUUGCACUUUUGCCUACAUGUGUUGCAUUGGAAUUUUUAAGGAUGUUAUGUACAGUAAAUAUCUGCAUUUUUGUUUAAUCGUAUAUUCUUUGAUUAGCAUUAGCUUAUGGAUAGCCUACACCGUAUUUUACAUGUAAACAUGCUGUAUGUUUGUUAGCUACAGUAUGUUUGAACUUUCUUUUGAGUCUUUGUAGGUUUAAAAAAAAUAAAUAAAAUAAAAUACAAUUUUUA
Cyprinus carpio (common carp) is the source of this 2679-nucleotide messenger RNA. Its product is annotated as E3 ubiquitin/ISG15 ligase TRIM25-like. The record is from RefSeq and is a predicted model, not a curated record. The coding region runs from base 210 to 1934 and encodes 574 amino acids. Lineage: Eukaryota; Metazoa; Chordata; Actinopteri; Cypriniformes; Cyprinidae. Gene Ontology annotation, molecular function: zinc ion binding; protein binding. The transcript is spliced from 8 exons.